Molecule: messenger RNA, 1437 nt
Organism: Botrytis sinoallii
Lineage: Eukaryota; Fungi; Ascomycota; Leotiomycetes; Helotiales; Sclerotiniaceae
Exons: 2
Coding region: 1-1437 (478 amino acids)
Source: RefSeq, a predicted model, not a curated record
AUGUCCGACUCCGACGCACCUACCAACGUAUCCGUUAGAGAUCUCGACUAUUCUGGACUCAGAAAAGCCAUCGAUACAAGACUCAACAAAUAUUUCGAGAGGUUGGACGCACCAGAGUCUCACGAAAGACCCAAGGACAUUCAUUGUAACGACUUUUACAAAUUUACAAUCCGUGCCGAAGAGCCAAAUGUAGAAUUUAUCAAGUUUGUACCAAAAAUCAUGUGGUGCAGCAAACCGGGAGUCUACAAACACGUUUCCCGUGAGUGGGCUUAUGAACUUCGCAUUGUUCUUGAUGAGUUUUGUGAGGAAUGGUGCAGUCAAUGGUUGACAGGUGAUGCUGGAAUAUUCUUUGUGCAGAUUCGUACGAAUCUUCGCAGAGGAAGGAACUUAUUGGGGGAAGAUAUGGAACGGAAAAAGUAUCCAAGGUUUUUCACUGAGGCAGACUUGGGAGCACAUCUCACCGAUUUUCUUCUAAAGUUGGAUGAAGAUUUUCUUCGAACAAUUAUGGCUCAAAUUGUCAUGGACGAAGGCUACGGAUGCCCUAUUUACAAUGAAAAAAAUGAGCCUAUCUUCGUGAUCAAUAUUGACCCAUCAAAGCUAUCCCAUAACAAUCCGCGAAAGAUGGUCACGGCAUACACUGCUAUGGAUGUCGAGGAAAUUCGAAAGUUUGUUCGGGAUUUGUAUUAUAAAUCUUGUAUCGACCAAGGUACUCGUGGAGCCAAGAUUCGUUGCGAUCUUCGUUUGGAAGGUCAGAGAGUAAUCUCCCAAGUCAAACUAUGGGAGGAGGGUGACUCAGAUUAUAAUGAAGUUGGAGACGAGGACGAAGAUGAAUCGCUGUUUGAAGAGGUGCUCGGUAGUCGCAAAAAAGACGAGGAUGCCGUCUGGAGACGAAGGAUCUGGUUCGCAUUCGAAAAAAUGAGAGCUCCACAACUUCGGAGGGCUAUCCACAUGACAUGCGGAGGAGUCUACAAGAUGGAUGUGCCCGCUGAUGAGGAAUAUAUUAAUGAAAAGGACGAUUUGACUUUGCAGCGUAUAAUCGCGGUAAUCUUGAUAGUUGGCACUCGAGUUGUCCUCACACACGAAGCCGCAACUUGCGAUUUAUUGGAGAAAAUGACUCCUGAUGAACUUAGAAAAACCCUUAUAGUUUUGUGUAAUGCUCAACCUGUCUAUUUCUCAUUCAUUGAAGGCGAGCAACUUAUGAUAGACGGGAGAACAAUUACUCUGGAUAUUCUUGACCGAGUCAAGCCGCAAGAUGAGAGCUCCAGUGAGAGCUCCAGUGAGAGCGGAGAACAGGAUCCAUCGGAUGAAUAUCCAGAAGAAGAGGAAGCAAUUGAUCAUGGAGAGGUGGAAGUUGAAACACCCGACGAAGAACCUGACGAAGAACCAUAUGAGCCUGAGUCCCCAAUUCAUAGAAAGAGGCCCAGACUGUGGGUUUAG